AUGGCAGGUCUCACAUUUGAUGCAUCAGCAAAGCUCAAGGUGGCAGGAAAUGAUAAGUUCAAAACUAGCCAGUAUAUCAUGUGUGAUCUGUACGGUAUGGCUUCUACUACAAUGUAUAACCAUGCUUUAAUAUGUACUAUGCACUAUGUCAUCAUCAAUUGGGUUCUCGAUGGGCUGAUGACACAUCAAGCCGAUGUAACUAUGAAAAAGGUACCGGUACCAUCAGCCGCAGAUAUAACCUAUGACAAGGGCUAA
Messenger RNA from Annulohypoxylon maeteangense, 255 nucleotides. RefSeq lists its product as uncharacterized. The transcript is spliced from 2 exons. Bases 1 to 255 code for a protein of 84 amino acids. Lineage: Eukaryota; Fungi; Ascomycota; Sordariomycetes; Xylariales; Hypoxylaceae. The record is from RefSeq and is a predicted model, not a curated record.